Corylus avellana is the source of this 1909-nucleotide messenger RNA. Its product is annotated as F-box/kelch-repeat protein At3g23880. NCBI's taxonomy places the organism in Eukaryota, Viridiplantae, Streptophyta, Magnoliopsida, Fagales, Betulaceae. The record is from RefSeq and is a predicted model, not a curated record. Gene Ontology annotation, molecular function: protein binding.
GUGUUUUCUCCCAUUUUGUGCAGAGCAGAUAGCUUGGAAGAAUGGCAACCUAUCUGCCGGAGGAAGUGGUGGUGAAGAUACUGUCGAGGCUGCCCCCAAAAUCUCUGAUCAGAUUCAAGUGUGUCUCCAAAAGAUGGCAUGCUCUCAUAGGAAACCCAGAUUUCCUCUCAAAACACCUCCUCAACCACUCCAUUAUCGCCCAGAACCCCAAUGAAGAUGAUCCUCUCCGUCUUAUCCUCUUCUUCGCCCACGACUCCGACACCGGAAAUCUAAUACACUCUUUCCGCUAUUACGACUCCCUCCACUGCGCGUCUCAAACCCCUCUGAAUCUCCCAACAGAAGCAACUUUUGACAUCGUCGCUUCCUGUAAUGGCCUGCUCUGCCUCUGGGACUAUGCGCGAAACGACAUUUAUCUCUGGAAUCCCGCAACGUCAUCAGAACUUAAGGCUCUCCCAGCCUCGUCUUCUUACUGUCGACUUAGAGUCCUUUUGUUUCAUGUGGGGUUCGGUUUCGACUCGGUAUCUAACGAUUACAAGGUGAUCAGAAUUCUUCUGGUUGAAGGCGAAGAUGAUCUAUGGGAUGAAGUAGAUAUAUACAGCCUGAGAUGCGGUUCUUGGAGACAGCUUGAUGUGGGCGUGCCCUUGACCUUAAUAUAUGAUGAUUGGCGGAGUGCGGCAUUGGAUGGGGUUUUUCUAUGGUAUGGUGACGACGAAUACAAGGAACAUAGUGAGAUAAUAGUUGCUUUUGACUUCAGCAAUGAGGAGUUCCGAACGAUGCUGUUUCCAGAUUUCUGUGAUUACGGUGAAUGCACGCGGACUGUCACGGAGUUGAAAGGAUCUCUUGCUAUGCUGGUUUUUCCUAAUGAUGACGGGAAGAAACACAUGUAUUUGGAUAUAUGGGUUAUGCUUGAAUUUGGUGUUAGGGAGUCGUGGACUAGACUGCUUAGCAUUAAUCUCCCAGUGCAUUUGGAAAGGCCAUUGGGGUUUUGGAAGAACGGGGAGUUGUUCAUGGAGAAUCGAAAGAGGCAGCUGGUCUUGUAUGAUCUUUUGACACAAACAGCGAAGGAACUUCAGUUUAAAGGGUCUUGGGGAACGUUUGAAGUUGUAGAACUCAGGGUGAGUUCGAUUGUGAUCAAUGGAGGGGUUGAACUUGGAGGAAUGGAGAGUGGUGUCAUAUCUACCCCGUCAUGUUCAUCUUGUUCAUCUCAGUUGCAUUACGCAACCGACUUCAACAACCAUGAAGACUGCAGGAGAAAACAACAGGAGACAGACAGGAAAUUGGAAGAGACGCAAAUCUCACUGCAAGAGACACAAAUCUCACUGCAGGAUAUGCAGGAACGCACAGCGAAGAUGGAAGAAGGCAUGGCGAAGAUGCGGGAAAAGAUGGAUAUGCUAAUGGCACUUGCAAGCAGGCCCGGAGGGAGCUUUGGAGGUGAUCCAAGCCAAGACAACCUGUGAGUGGGGUGUAGCUGCAAGUGAGAGUUCUAAAAGAGGUUGAUGAUUGACUUGAAAGAUUGAUGGAUGAAAAAGCAAAGGACUUGUAAAGAAUGGAAUGCAUCUUUUGUUGCAAUGAAUUUAGAGUUUUUGAACUAAAAAUUGUGUUUAAAUAACUUCUGUUGUAAUGAUUAAUAUUUUUAUUUGGUUGGAACACCUUUUCUCGCAGUAUUUUCAGCACUCCUCGGAGAUGGUUCUUGUGGUCUUGAUGAGUAAUCAAUCCAAGUAGUUGCGAAAGAAUCAUCUGCGAGCAAUUGCAUGGAUUGACCAUAUUUCUUACUAUUUAGACUUUAAUCUCAAUAAUGUUGAUUAUUUUCACUGCAGGAUCUAUUAGAUUUGCAAAAAUAGAUGGUUGAAAGUUUAUAUGUGUUUGUAUCAGCUUGUGUGAAUUCUAGAAGGCCGAGCAUUAAUCUUGU